CGAAAUCCCCCUCUGCUUGGCCACUGUGUGUCACAUUACAUGAGUGUACUGAACAUGCAGACAGUGCUGCAACGCUGUGAAUAACUUUUAGUUUAAUCUGUGUUGCAGACUUUCUUGUCACUUGGAGAUGAGAUCCGCACAAGUCAUUUUCACCCUAUCCCUCCUCACCCUUGUGGCAAGUAAAUAUGAUCCAACAUGGGAAUCACUAGACUCUCGUCCCCUUCCCCCUUGGUACGAUGAGGCCAAGUUUGGUAUAUUCAUGCACUGGGGAGUGUACUCAGUACCAAGUUUUGGAACAGAGUGGUUCUGGUACAGAUGGAAACAUGACCAGGAUCCAAGUUUUGUGGAAUUCAUGAAGAAUAACUAUCCACCUGACUUUGAGUAUCAAGACUUUGCCCCAAUGUUUCAUGCAGAAUUCUUUGAUCCAGACUCUUGGGCAGAUCUUUUAACAAAGUCUGGUGCAAGAUAUGUAGUCCUGACCAGUAAACAUCAUGAAGGUUGGACAAACUGGAGAUCAAAUGUAUCAUGGAACUGGAACUCUGUUGACAAUGGUCCACACAGGGAUCUUGUGGGGGAACUGGCAACAGCCAUAAGAAAUAGAACAGACAUCACAUUUGGAUUGUAUCAUUCACUCUUUGAAUGGUUCAAUCCUCUCUAUUUGAAGGAUCGUGCCAACCACUUUGAGACACAGGAUUAUGUAGAGCAAAUUCUGAUGCCAGAGUUGUAUGACCUGAUUAACACAUAUAAACCUGAAUAUUUAUGGUCAGAUGGUUCAAGUGGACCUGACACUUACUGGGAGAGCACAAAGUUUCUUGCCUGGCUUUAUAAUGAGAGUCCUGUUAAAGAUACUGUUGUGACAAAUGAUCGAUGGUGUGACAAUGGAUGUCUCUGCCAUCAUGGUGGGGUGUACACUUGUCAUGACCGCUACAAUCCAGGCAAAUUGCAAAACCACAAAUGGGAGAAUGCACUGACAGUGGACAAAGGAUCUUGGGGCUACAGACGUAAUGUAGACAUUGGCUCCUAUUUGACCAUCAAUGAACUCUUAUAUCAGUUGGCAUCAACUGUUAGUUGUGGAGGGAACAUGUUGUUGAAUGUUGGCCCAACUGCAGAUGGUCGCAUUAUACCUGCUUUUGAGGAGAGAUUGCUUCAGAUGGGAGAAUGGCUGUCUAUAAAUGGUGAAGCUAUUUAUGGCACCAAACCUUGGAGAGCUCAGAAUGACACCGUUAACAAGGAUGUAUGGUACACGUUAAAAAAUGAGACUGUGUAUGCCAUUGUUCUUGAGUGGCCCUCUUCGGAUCACCUGAAUCUCGGAGCUCCAGUUUCCACUGCAGACACUCACGUAACAAUGUUAGGUUAUGAUGGAAAAUUUCUUUGGGAGCCUGCCGGUGAAAAGGGUGGCAUGGUGAUUGUUUUCCCUCCCAUUGCUGUUAACAAGAUCCCUUCUAAAUGGGCCUGGGUUUUAAAAUUGGAAAACAUUAAGUGAAUGCAUCUUUCAUCAAGCAAUGAUAACGUGAGCAAAUCGCGUAGUUCCAUAAUUAAUCACUAGUCACUUUUUUAAUUACUUUGAACUUAAAGUAAACCACAUUUGUAAAAUCUAGCCAUUUGUAUCCUGUGGUAGAUGGCUUUGCUUUGUACUGAUGAAAAGAAGGAGAUGAUAUGGGUGUCGUUGAAGAGGUAAUCAGCCUAAGUUACUAAGAAAUUUGGUCUCCUACCAAAAUUUUUUUUAAACAAGUUUUGUAUGUGUUCUUUUCUUAGUAAAACUGAUCACUUUUUGUAGUACAAUAAUAAUAACUUAAGUUUGUAAAGGAAUAAUUAAUUGAGCCAAGGAGCUAACAAAUUGCUUGGUUCACUUUCAAACCUCUUAGUAAGUAGUUUUUGUUUCAUUUCAGAAUCGAAAGUUUUGUAGCGCAUGUUCACGUGCUGAAAAUAUUUCACGAUAGCUGUUUCUGCAAUAGCCAUAAUUUUACUCUUAGCUCUUCGGAAGUAUUUUAAACCGAGGUUCUAAGUAUGAUUAUUGUAAGGUAAAGAGAAAAAAUUAUUAAAAAAAGUUUAAUAUGA
This is a messenger RNA of Pocillopora verrucosa, 2058 nucleotides long. RefSeq names its product alpha-L-fucosidase. Gene Ontology annotation, molecular function: alpha-L-fucosidase activity. Gene Ontology annotation, biological process: glycoside catabolic process; fucose metabolic process. Gene Ontology annotation, cellular component: lysosome. Lineage: Eukaryota; Metazoa; Cnidaria; Anthozoa; Scleractinia; Pocilloporidae. The record is from RefSeq and is a predicted model, not a curated record.